ACGACACCACCACUAGCGAGUAGCGUGCAGCCUGCAGGCAGCAUUGCAUUGCCAGGGUCUCUGACUGGAUGUGUUCUGGAGAGAAGAACAGGUGUCUCUCGUCGCUUCUUGAGGCGUUAACACUUUUUAUACUAAUGGAUUUGAAUAUCUUAAAUAGUCGGGGCAGUAAUUUCGCUGUUUCUGCCAUCACGUGUGAUUACAGGUUGACAUGAACUUAUCAAGCCUUGCAUGAGGCUCCUUCAGGACUUACAACAGCUUUGAUGGAGCUUCAGAGGGGCAGGAUGGGCAGGCAGAGGAAGAGGGUGGUGACUGGUGAAGCAGCUCCCCCUCCAAGGAAAGAUGAGAAGCCCUCUGCGUUUCAUCGCAAAGAAAAGAAGAAGAAAGUUGACAUUGGAAAAAUCUUCAUCAACAUCUCCAUUGGCCUCUGCAUAUUUAGUUUGAUCUGGUUCUUUUAUGCCCUGUACAUGCGGUCCAGCCUGGCUAAACGAGUGGUGACACUGCAUCCGUCACCUCCUGUCCUUGAUGCCAAUAGCAGCAGUGCCAAGGUUUCGCCUGAGAGGUUCUGGGGCUCGUAUAGGCCUCAGGUCUAUUUUGGCAUGAAAACCAGGAGUCCCAGUUCGAUCGUAACAGGCAUGAUGUGGAUGCGACAGUUUUCUGACAUGGAUGUAAACCUGAGGCACACUUGCGAGCAAGGGGAUCGUUUGCAAGGCUACGGCUGGCUGAUGCAUGAUGGGAUCACAUUUGGAGUCCAGGAAAUCCGAGACAACGAUUUCACACUCACCACGGAGUUUGUUAAGAGGAUGGGGGGGGGUCACGGAGGAGACUGGACCUGGAGGAUAACUGCUAAACAGCAUAGCUCUGCCCCUCAUGCACCGGUCAUCUCCCUCAUGUUAUACGCAGCCGCAGACACGCAGGGAUCACUGGAGGCUCAAGUUGAGGAAAGAAACCGCCUCGCCUCCAUCACUGGUUUCUCAGAGGAGCUUGGCAAUUUUAAGAUUACCUUCCGAAAGCCAGUUACCGGGGAGUUAUCCAGCGCUAAAUAUGCCAGCUACAACUAUCUUCAGACCGUCUCCCCCGGCUUGGAGAAGCUUACUGACAUUGUGAAGCACAGUCUGAACCGCAGGUUUGUAUACAGCUCUCCUUCUGGUGAGAAGAGGCAUUACAUAGCUGUAGACACCUACAAGCCUCCCCAUCACCAAAACCAACAGAAGCCAGCGGAUGCGAGGAAGGAAAGCGACUUUGUGGUCCACCAGGUGACCAUCCAGACGCCGUUCCAGAUUGAAGUCCUGUUUGAGUCUGGUGGCUUCCACAACCGUCCAAAUCAACUUGUGGGCUCCGUCAUGACUCAGGAGUUAGAGAAGAGGAAAGCUGAGUUUGAUGCAAAGUUUGAAAAGACUUUUGGGCUUGAGAGCAAAGGCAGUAGCCAGGCACAUAUUAAGUUUGCCAAAGCAGCACUCAGCAACAUGCUCGGUGGAAUGGGGUACUUCUUCGGCCAGUCAGUGGUUCAGUCAGUCUACAAUGAAUACCCGCUCCUGUACCCUGAAGGGGCUUUAUUCACUGCCGUACCAUCGCGCUCUUUCUUUCCUAGAGGCUUCCUCUGGGAUGAAGGAUUCCACCAGCUGCUGCUCAGCAAGUGGGAUCCCCAGGUGACCAGAGAAGCAAUUGCUCACUGGAUAGAUCUGAUGAAUAUGGAGGGCUGGAUCCCCCGGGAGCAGAUCCUGGGAGACGAGGCUCGCAGUAAAGUCCCGGCUGAGUUUGUAGUUCAGCGUAAUGAGAAUGCCAACCCACCAACUCUUUUCUUGGCUCUUCAGGAGCUUAUUGAGCAGCACUCUUCAAAUCCAGAUGAUGCAGCAUCUCAAGCGACCUUGCCUUUUCUCCGGAGACUCUUCCCUAGACUGAAAACCUGGUUUGAGUGGUACAACACGACACAGACAGGGCCCCAACCAAACUCUUACCGCUGGCGUGGACGGGACAAAGACACCAAUCUUUUCCUCAAUCCCAAGACCUUGACCUCUGGACUGGAUGACUACCCUCGGGCCUCGCACCCGUCUGCAGAUGAGCGCCAUGUGGAUUUACACUGCUGGAUGGCCCUGUCCUCAGGGAUCAUGGCCAGUAUUGCCCAGCUUCUGGGUGAGUCCCAUCAGGACUAUGAACUCUCUCACCAAGUGCUCAGUGACAACAACCUGCUGAACAAGCACCACUGGUCAGAGCAACUUCGUGCUUUCAGUGACUUUGGAAACCACACCCAGGCCGUAUUCUUGCAGCAGGAGAAAGUUUAUGUACCACCCGGACAACCUCGUCAUCAGUUCCCUGUGGCACGCCUUGUGCGUUCAGUCCGCAGGGCUCCCAAAAAGCAGUUUGUCAACGCGUUGGGUUACGUUAGCUUGUUCCCUUUCUUACUGCACAUUCUUACACCAGACUCACCCAAGCUAGAACAUAUCCUUCGCGACAUGAGAGACUCCAACAAGCUGUGGACACCCUAUGGCCUGCGAUCUCUUUCUAAGUCUGAUCCAAUGUAUAUGGAGCGAAACACAGAACAUGAUGCCCCCUACUGGAGGGGUCCAAUAUGGAUUAACAUCAAUUAUUUAGCAGUCAGGGCCCUGUACCACUACGGCAACAUUGAAGGACCAUACAAAGAGAAGGCAGCUGCUCUUUAUGAGGAACUCAGGACUAACAUUAUCAAUAAUGUUUACAGACAGUAUAUGGAUACAGGCUAUAUCUGGGAACAGUACAAUGACAGCACUGGCAGGGGCCAAGGAAGCCACCCCUUCACCGGCUGGUCUGCCCUGGCAGUAUUAAUGAUGGCUGAGCAGUACUGAUGCUGUGGAUCAUCUCAUUUGUUCCUUGGUGUUUGCCUUUAAUUUAUCUGAAACAACAACAUGAUCAGGUGUUAAGAUAUAUUGUUACAAUUCUUUUCUUUUCAAGAUCAAUCUGAAAAUUGUAAAUCUGGCAUCAUCAGAUAAAUUUUUUUGAGAACCUCUCCCUUCAUGUCUGAUUUCUUAAAGGCAUUUUCAGUGGACGCAAAUUAAAAGGCCUAUCAACACAAUGUGAUACUCUAAUGACCUAUAAGAGCAUUUAAACAUACCACCUAGCAAUACAAGGCUAGUUAGCUUGUACCUCUUGCAAAUUCAUAAGGCGUCUGGUUCAACACGAGGCACAGAGGUUUGGUAGGACAUGAUUGAGAUAUCAGAGCUUAAUCAUUGUAUGUGUCAUGAACUACAGUCCACUAUGUAAAUACUGAUGUAGUAACAGAUUCAGAAUGUGCCACAUGGCUGCAGCCAUCUUGGUUCUUUAAAAUGGCUCACAGAUGGCAUCUCAGUAAUAAACUUUCCGCAAAUUAAAUCAAUAGUUAGGAUGGCCGGGAGUUUGUCUGAGCUGGAGGCGACCAAACACAUCUGUCGUAGAUUCAUCUGGUUCCCAAACUAGACAAAUGUAAUUCAGUGUCACAUUUCCACAUUGAACCCUAAGUUAAAUGAACGUGUCACACGUUUGUUCUCUUGGUAGUCAUUUUAAACAAGUGUAAGUGCAGCUACUCAGUCUCUGCUGUAUGAGGUGCCAAGCACUGUCUGGUGCUUCAGUUUACUCCUAAAGAUGUCUUAAGGACACACUGAACUCAUUUUUCACAAUGUUACACACACAAAACUUCAACUGCAAUGUUUCAACAUGACAAAAAAAACAUGACGGAUGAUUACAGUAUUUUACUUUUGUAUGUGAAAAAAAAACUGUUGAUCUCAUGCUUGCACAAAGUAUUUGUGAAGUCUUAAAUGAAGAAUUCUUAUCAGAUUUUUUGAGUUUCUGUCUUAAAGCUCCUGUGAGGAACUUUCUGUUUGUGUCCACUUUGCGCCCCCUUGUGGACAAAGUGAUACCUGCCGAUUUUGUCCUGUACAGGGGUAAAUCAUGAUAAUCCUGCUUUCAACAGUCAAAUAUUUCACUCAUUAAGACUAUAUACUGCAGAAAACGCAUAAAAAGGGUUUUUCAUUGAUGUGCUGUCAAUCACCUCGUCUGACACCUACCCCCUUACAGCAAUUUCAGGCUUAAAAAUAACAAAACAGAAAUCAUCAAUACCUUUUCUUAUAUCCUUGUUUGCUUUUGUAGGUCAUAAAGAGGCAUCACUGUUCAUUUCAGUCCAUUUUCAUGACCACUCAAAAACUCCACAGGAGCUUUAAACAAAGUGCAUAAUUUAUUCUCAUUUCAUCGACUAAAAAGGGCCGUCAUAUUAUAUUGUGCCAUUUCUCUGUGAUCACGUCCUCAAUUCUUUUUUUUAUUUUGACUGAAAAUUUUGAUAUUAAAUUUUUUGUUAUCACAUUCUUUGACAAAGUGUACUAUUCAGUCUCUCUCAUUGUUCUUUAGAUUCCUCCCCCUAAAAGCAGCCCCAUUUUGUAUCCAUAGCCUGUGGCUUUACUGGCAGGGAAAACUUCAUUGACAGUGGCAUUGGUCUUGUUUUGUUAAAAACAAUAAACGCUUUAAUUCUU
Molecule: messenger RNA, 4472 nt
Organism: Notolabrus celidotus (New Zealand spotty)
Lineage: Eukaryota; Metazoa; Chordata; Actinopteri; Labriformes; Labridae
Gene: mogs
Product: mannosyl-oligosaccharide glucosidase
Exons: 5
Coding region: 261-2819 (852 amino acids)
Biological process (GO): oligosaccharide metabolic process; protein N-linked glycosylation
Cellular component (GO): endoplasmic reticulum membrane
Molecular function (GO): Glc3Man9GlcNAc2 oligosaccharide glucosidase activity
Source: RefSeq, a predicted model, not a curated record